Molecule: messenger RNA, 501 nt
Organism: Gongylonema pulchrum
Lineage: Eukaryota; Metazoa; Nematoda; Chromadorea; Rhabditida; Gongylonematidae
Source: the annotation of a GenBank genome assembly
ACAAAAAUGACCGAUAAAGAGCAGCUGACUCAGAGGGAUACGAAUGAACGGCAGCGUGAAGCGGAGAAUUUACGAAGGAUUGCGUUUUGCGGCGUAGCUGUUUCAACAGUGGCGACAGUACUAUGCGUUAUUUCCGUGCCAAUCAUUUACAAUUACAUGCAGCAUCUGCAGUCUAUGAUGCAGAAUGAGGUGGAUUUUUGCCAGUCACGAUCUGGCAACAUUUGGCGUGAAGUUAUGCGUGCGCAGUUCCUUGCCAAAUCCGCUGAUGAGUCACGGACAAAGCGAGCCGAUGUUAGUUCAAGUGGUCUAGUGAGUCGUGCAACAAGAGAUGUACCGGAAUGUUGCGGAUGUGGCAUAUCACCGCCCGGACCACCUGGUCCACCAGGACCGGACGGUAAAGACGGGAAAGAUGGUGAGCCAGGACCACCCGGAAAGGAUGCCCCCGAAGUUGUCAGUGUUCCGGCACUUGCUGCCCCCCAUGUUCGUCUUUUUUUUUUUUAA